AACACAUGGCAGCGAUGGCGGCAGGAGAGGAGCACGCUUCUUCCGAGGUGGUUUUGAGAGGACUAACUCGUCAUUUAAACUGUCUAAAUGAAGACAACAAGGCGACACGAAAGCGUGCUAUUGAACAAAUCAAAAAGGAGACUAUUGACAAAAAUCUUUCCAGCGACGUGUUACAUGAGGUGUUUACUGUCCUGCUAAAGCCUCUGCUCAAAUGUCUGUCUGAUCCCAUGGAGAGAUGCAGAGAAACGGCUAUCACGAUGUUAUCCGAGUGUAUUCGUUGUGUUUCAAAGCCGGAGGAAUCGUUACCUUAUCUAAUGCCGUGUUUGGCUCAGCGGUUUGGGGAGAAAGACAUUCUGGAGCCCGCGGAGGAGCUUCGCCUAUCGGCUCUAGAAAUGUUAACUCUGACGGUUGAGGUGUGCGGCAAACACCUUGCACCUUAUUUGAACGAAAUGAUUAAUAUACUCCAGAGAGGCAUUGUCGACCCUUUUCCGGAUGUAAAAAGAGAAAGCUGCAAAUGUACCAUACAUUUUGCUAAAUGUGUGCCAGAGCAAUUCCACAUGCAGGCGGAGAGUCUGGUGAAGCCUUUAAUGCAGACAAUAUCUCAUCAACACUCGAGAGUGCGAGUGUCUGUUAUUGAGGCCACAGGGGCAGUCAUUCAAUAUGGCACAGGCAAAAAUGUAAAUGAUGUUGUUUCUCAUCUGGCACAGAGACUUUUUGAUGACUCUUCACAGGUAAGAAAAGCUGUGACUGCUGUAGUAGGUGACUGGCUUCUCCACCUGCCAGAUAGAUACUCAUACUUUCACACACUUAUCCCACUUCUUCUUACAAACACCAGUGACGAGAUACCCGAAAUCAGACUUCUAGCAGCUGAUCUUUGGAGGCAAGUUGGUGCUCAGUGGGAAAAGGAGAAUGAGGAAGAUAUAAAAGACAAGAUGGACUUCCUCCUCACCCCACCUCCCUUUUAUCCAUCAGGAGUGGAGCGUCCUGGACUGGGCUGUAGAGAGCUUGUCGUUAGAAACCUUGGUAGACUGGUACCCGCGAUCACCCAUGAUAUCACUGAUUGGCUGGUUGCUACUCGGGUUCGAACAUCACAACUGCUAUCUGUGCUGCUCCUGCAUGCAGAAGACCACUGCACACAGCACCUCCAACCUUUGCUAGCCACACUUUAUAGAGCCUGCACAGACACAGAAAAGGAUGUCGUCAACAAUUGUCUGGCAGCUGCAAAACUAUUGGGAACAUUUGUGCCUCCUGCCGUCUUCCUCAAGUUGAUGCUGUGUCAUGUGACAUCCCCCUCCUCUGCCUCUCAUCCUUGGGCUCCCCUCAUGGUUCUUGCUGCAGUAUUAGGAGGCUGCCCCAAGCCUCUCCUUAAACCUCAUCUUGAAGAGUUGACCAACACCCUAGCUCACCCUGACGUCUGCCAGGAAUAUCAACAGGCUAUGUACUUGGAGCAGCUGUUGGCCUGUGUGGACGUCCUGUUAUAUCAGUGUGAUUCUGAGUGCACUUCUGUCAGUCUGCAGCUCCUAAAAGUGUUGGUCACAGUGCAAUGCCUCUCCACAGAGCCAGAACUCACUGAAAAGGCAGUGGACAGUAUGCAUUUGCUGUGUAAGGUGCAGGGCCUGGACUCCCUACAGCAGCUCUAUAGAGUCCACAUGGAGCAGCUGAUGGACUGGCUCUGUGCCUCUGUCAACAACUGGUCCAGUUAUUCCCCGGAGAGGCUCCAGCUACAUAUCAUAGUCACACAAUCAGGUCCAGUAAUUGGCGAGUUUGUGAGCCGUUUGAUGCAGAUACUCCUGAACUGUCUUCAGCCAGAAAAAGAUCCAGAGAUGAAGAUGACCAUCCUCACUAUGAUGGCCAAAUUACUGUUGGAGGCACCACACACAUUGGAUUCUCAGGGCCUUUUCCAUGAGCAUUCUGAGAAGUUUCUCUGUGACAUCUUGCUCCCUAACCUGGUGUGGCGUGCUGGGAGGACUGCAGCUGCUGUGCGCACAGCAGCCAUCAGCUGUGUCCUGGCCCUGCUGCAUGGAGGAGCCAUCACACCUGCACAGGUGCUGUGUGUUGAGGAGAAAUUGAGUCCUCAGGUGUUGUCAGCUCUAGAAGAAGACUCUCAGAUGGCCAGACUUUUAGCUUGUCGCUCUGUGUCCUCAAUACUCAGACUUAUAGGACCAAGUCUGCACCCUGAAGCACUGAACAAGAUUUAUCCUGAGCUGCUGAAGCGUCUGGAUGACAGCAGUGAGGAGGUACGUGCUGUGGCCUUGGAGGCUCUGGGCCUGUGGUUGUGCGGUCUGAGUAAAGACUACAGCCCAGAGCUGUGCACUCCUCAUCUGCAGCUCCUCUUUCAGCAACUGCUCCUCCACCUGGACGACCCUGACAGCGCAGUGCAGGACCACGUAUUGGAUAUAUUGAAGAAAGGCUCCUUGGUGCACCCGUCCCUCCUGAAGACUGAGACUGAGGCAGUGAGAGGCAAACACAGGUGUCCGCUCUACUGUGACCGCCUGCUCCAGCACAUCCACUCUGUGACCACUCAGCAGCCAGCUAGUAAUAGCAGUGAUUAGCCUUAUAUAUGCUGUGAGAAGUAUUGAUCCCAUCCAGGAAAACAAAAUGCACACUAACUGGAUUUGGAAAUUAAUGUUUGGCAAUGUUUAUCUAUGUUUCAAUACUUGGUAAAUUAAUGAAUGCCUUUAUCCUUUUGUGUUCCAAUUUUAUUCAAUGUUUCUUUUUAUUUGUAUCUGUUAUCUGGAUUGAUUAUAUAACCCAUUGACAAAAUAUUUUUGUAUUAUUUCAAUAAUCUUAUUGAAAUUUUGUUUAUUUCAAGUGCCUUUGUGCUCUAACCUUUGUAGCCUCUAGAUGGAGCCAAACCAGUACAAGAGCAAUGGUGUUGCUUCAAAAUAAACCCUGUUUUUCUGUU
Periophthalmus magnuspinnatus is the source of this 2905-nucleotide messenger RNA. Its product is annotated as dynein axonemal assembly factor 5-like. Gene Ontology annotation, molecular function: dynein intermediate chain binding. Gene Ontology annotation, biological process: cilium movement; inner dynein arm assembly; outer dynein arm assembly. Gene Ontology annotation, cellular component: cytoplasm. The record is from RefSeq and is a predicted model, not a curated record. NCBI's taxonomy places the organism in Eukaryota, Metazoa, Chordata, Actinopteri, Gobiiformes, Gobiidae. Bases 6 to 2552 code for a protein of 848 amino acids. The transcript has 13 exons.